Messenger RNA from Drosophila gunungcola (fruit fly), 1663 nucleotides. RefSeq names its product RIB43A-like with coiled-coils protein 2. Lineage: Eukaryota; Metazoa; Arthropoda; Insecta; Diptera; Drosophilidae. The record is from RefSeq and is a predicted model, not a curated record. The coding region runs from base 176 to 1321 and encodes 381 amino acids. The transcript is spliced from 2 exons.
AGAGGCAAACAAUAAACAAAGCACCCGGCAACCGGGCAAACAAACUCAACCGGAAUUCAAAUAAAAUACACAUUUUUUCUUCCAGGGAAAGGCAGACAUUAUUCAGACCUUACUGAUCGAACAAUAUAGCCACUAAAUACAUAUAGCUGUGUAUAUUUUGUACAAUACCGACAGGAUGACGCUCAAAAUCGGAAUAUGCACCAAGCAGGAUCUCGACGAGGCGAUGAAGCUGCAGAAGCGGGAACAGUACGAGGAUGAGCGCAAGCGACGCAUCUUUAAUGCCAAGCAGCGCCUCUAUGGGCUCGACAUCGAAAUGCUGGAUCGCCAAAUCCUCGAGAAAAAGAAACAGCAAACCGCGCAGAUGGAGUGCGACAAGAAGUUCGAAGAGCAGGAGCAGCUGCAGAAGCGCCUGAUCUCCGCCCAGGAGAAGGAGCUAGAGAAGAAGCAGCGCGUGGUGGACUCGGAUCUCAACUACUAUCGCUGCCGCUAUCAGCGCAAGGAGCAGCGACGCGAAUUCGACUUGAAUGACCCGGACUUCCUGAAGAAGGCACGUCCAACACGAGUGGCCGACGAUGAUAUUGCGCUGGGCGUGUCCAGUGCCCAGAUCUUUCUGGGCGAGGAUCUCUACAACGUUGAGCGAAAGGUGCGGCAGCGGGAACAGCAACGUGCUUGGCUGGAUCAGCAGGUGCAGGAGCGCAAACGGGCGGAGGAAGCUCGCAAAAAGGCCGACACACUGCAGAUGGAGGACGUCGGAUGCAGGGACAGACAUCUCCAGGAGAUGGCCAAGUCCGAUCACCAGAUGCGCAAUCAGGUGAUCCAGCGCGUGCGCCAGUUCAACAUUAACAUGGCCAAGCAAAAGCAACUGGAUCGCGAGCGGGAGAAACGCGAGAAACACGAGGAUGACAUGGCCGAAAUCUACAACAUGCUGUCCAGCGAUAUGCUCACCGAAAAUCCGGAUGUGGCCCAAUCGCGUACCGAUCCGAACAAGAAGAUUGCCUUCAUGUAUCGCGGCAUGACGCCGGAGGAACUUCGCGUGUUCCGCUUGGGCCAAGAGCAGCAGCUCCGCUUGGCCACGCAGCGCAAAACGGAGGCCCAGAUGAUGGACAAGCAGUGGGAGCAGUAUGCCAUCAACAUGGACCGCACCCUGGUGCUCCAUCAGAUCGAGGAUGAUCGCCGUCGUAAGGCGGAAUUCGAUGAACUGAUGCGAGCCAAUUCCAAGUUGGCCGUGGAGCAAGAUAAACAGCGCAAGGAAGCCCUGGUCGGUUUGAGCAAUGCCGUCUCCGACGAUUUUUACGAUCAGUUCAACAAGAAUUCACGUUAGUUAUUAUGACAAAGAGUUCCCAACCAAUAAAAAGCAUAUCAAGAAUCGGAAUAUGGUGGCCUGGAUGCGAUUGGAGAGCUGCCUCGCAACUUGGAUGUGGGACACUUUUCCACUCGUGUCCAGGACACAUCAAUUUUGAAAGGAAAAUUCUAAUGUUCAUGUUCAAAGCGUAUGACUUCAAAUAAAUACAAAUUAUCAAAACGUAUUUAACUAUCUUAAAUAUCACAGGAUUUCGUGUAACAGAAAAUAUCUGAACAACCGAACAAUUACAAAAAAAAGUUGUAUUUUAUUAUUUACAAAAUAAGACAUUAUAAUAAUAAAACAUCAAAAAUAACUCACACA